Molecule: messenger RNA, 1317 nt
Organism: Diaporthe amygdali
Lineage: Eukaryota; Fungi; Ascomycota; Sordariomycetes; Diaporthales; Diaporthaceae
Exons: 1
Coding region: 1-1317 (438 amino acids)
Source: RefSeq, a predicted model, not a curated record
AUGCUCUGUUCUCCCAGAUUUUCCAACGGUGUAUCGACUUCUAAGGCUAUGGGAAGUCCUCACACGCCUGGACUGUUCCAUUCAGCGCAUGAAUACACAUCACUUGCCCUUGUGGUCUCCUUGUCUAGUAUCGCCGCCAGUGACCCGAAAUCAAGAAUAGAAGUUGGGCUGUCUCAGGAACUGUCUCCUCCUUGUUGCGCGAUCUCUGGGAAGAAAGUUUUCUGGAAGAAUGGCUGCGCCCCUGGGCUAUUCUGGUACAAUGUACUUGACCCUGGACCCAACACAACUGUCGCACGAGGUCCAGGUAGUAACAUUGGUGGAAAGACAUCGAACGACCCAGAAAAUACCAAAAUUGCCAUGUUGGCACAUAUUUACGAACUUUGGGCGGCAGGCCUCGUAGCCAUCCAUCCCGAAACAUUCCUCGUCCGCUGUUUUGUACCCUCGGACGUGAUCAGUGAUUACGACGGCAAGGGAGCUAGCUUCUCAGACUUGGAGCUUCCAAAUAGAGGGUCCCUCCGCCUUCACUACGAGAAAUGUGUCUGGGUAAACACAACGGCGUCCCUCCCUCGGAUUAUCCUUGAAUUGCCCUUGAUAGCCAACAACGACAGCAUUAUCCAUGGUACCUUAGAGACAACCAUCGAGAAUAUAAAAGCUCUAGGAGUCGUUGAUGCAACAUGUCGCGAAUACUGUACGCAAAAGUGCCUUCUAGGACUGAAGAAUGGCGAUCUAUCUGACGAGGGAUGUCCCAACUACGUCAAGCACAAUUGGCCUCAGAGAACCAAGGACUCACCACAGCAACUCAAUGACAAGUCCUUCAAUUUCCUGGUUCAAAAACAACUCGAAAUAGACCAAAGUCGUUUCUGUCAACAGCCUGCCGUGUCCAAUCAAGGCCAUUACGCGGAAUUCUUCAAGGUGACUCUUGCAGGUUUCGGAUAUACCUUUUGCGCCAAGGGGGUAGCCGUGGACGACCAACACAGGCUGAUUAAUGAAUACAUAAUGUACCAGAAAAUGGCCGAUGCUCAAGGAGUUUGUGUACCGGUGUGUCUGGGACUGUUCGCCUUACAACGUCCUUUUGGGAGACAGGCAGUCAGCGGUCUGGAGAUCACACAUAUGCUUCUGAUGUCUAACGCUGGCACAUCUGUCGAGACAGAACUUUCGAUGGUAGAUAAGUGCGGCACACCAUCGGAGGAUGUUUUGCAGAAGGAGUCUGAUCGUACAAUGAAGGAAAUCAGAGACACAGGUGUCGAUCGCCACGACGGGCGCAGGAAGCGUCUAUACUGGAAUGCGGAGCGCGAGCGUGUCUUCUAUAGACUUUGA